CACCUGGAGCUUACAGUAAGGUUGAAUACUUCGGCAGGAUGAAGGUUUUCGUAGUUUUGGCAUUGUAUGUUGCCGCGGCUUGUGCCGGUCCAGAUGAAGAUAUCUGGCUGCAGUAUAAUAAACGUAUGCCGGCUGCCUACUAUUCGCUGAAGGAACCAAUUCAGCGGCAACCUGUUACCGGAAGAAUUGUCGGAGGUGUAGAUGCUGAGAUUGAGAGUUUCCCAUAUCAGCUCUCGUUGAGACGUAGUGGUUCUCACAGCUGUGGUGCUUCGGUUAUUUCUUCCAACUGGGCUCUUUCGGCCGCUCACUGUACUCAUCCAUUGCCAAACGUUGCUCUGAUCACUCUGCGUGCUGGUUCUGCCAAUCGCCUUGAAGGAGGACAGAUCUUCGAUGUCGCAGAGAUCGUUAACCACCCGAACUACAACCCAAGUAACAUUGAGUUGGAUGUUUGCGUUCUCCGAACUGUGCAGCCAAUGACUGGUACUAACAUCCAGCCAAUUGUCCUCGUACCAGCGGAAACUUAUUACCCAGGAGGUACACGAGCUGUACUAUCUGGAUGGGGUUUGACGAGCGUACCUGGAUCUUUGCCCGUAAUUCUACAGAUGGUGGAUAUCCCUGUGAUCAACCACGAUGAAUGCAAGGCCGGUUGGCCAGCUGGUUGGGUGACAGACGAUAUGUUGUGUGCUAGUGAGCCUGGACGUGACGCUUGCAAUGGUGAUAGCGGCGGUCCCUUGGUUACUGGAGGUCGCCAAAUUGGUAUUGUGUCUUGGGGUGCAACCAACUGCCUCGGAAAUGAACCAGGAGUUUACGCUCGUGUUGCUUACCCUGCUAUUCGCAACUUUGUCUCUAAUGUAACAGGAGUCUAAAUACAGUAAUGCAGAUUAUUUUAGUGUAAUAAAGAAACCAAAGCGGAA
Aedes aegypti (yellow fever mosquito) is the source of this 914-nucleotide messenger RNA. Its product is annotated as trypsin-7. Lineage: Eukaryota; Metazoa; Arthropoda; Insecta; Diptera; Culicidae. Gene Ontology annotation, biological process: proteolysis. The coding region runs from base 39 to 866 and encodes 275 amino acids. Gene Ontology annotation, molecular function: serine-type endopeptidase activity. The transcript is spliced from 4 exons. The record is from RefSeq and is a predicted model, not a curated record.